Messenger RNA from Cyprinodon tularosa, 842 nucleotides. Its product is annotated as protein ALP1-like. The record is from RefSeq and is a predicted model, not a curated record. Bases 17 to 574 code for a protein of 185 amino acids. The transcript is spliced from 3 exons. Lineage: Eukaryota; Metazoa; Chordata; Actinopteri; Cyprinodontiformes; Cyprinodontidae.
GUUCCCAUCCAUCAUCAUGCAAGCUGUUUGUGAUCAUCAGGGCCGUUUCAUAGACACAUAUGUGGGUUGGCCUGGGUCAGUGCAUGACUCCAGGGUCCUCCGACACAGCCCACUGUAUAGGCAGUCGGUCUAUCCUCCUCCAGGGUAUUUCCUUGUUGCAGAUGGAGGGUAUCCCUGCCUCCAACACCCACCCCCCCUCAUAGCUCCCUACAAGAAGCCGGUACAAAGUGUGGGAGCCCUGCGCUUCAAUAGCCAUCAUUCCAGAGCGCGCUGUAUAGUGGAGCGAGCUUUUGGAAUGAUGAAGACCAGAUUCCGUGUCAUCUUCAUGCAAGCGCUGGAGGUGCACCACUCGUUUGUACCUUAUGUCAUAACAGCAUGCGCCAUCCUUCACAGCAUCUGCCUGGGUGCUGGUGAUGUGAUGUCACCAGACGAUGAAGCAGAAGAGGCUGUAGAUGAGGAUGAGGGGGAGACAGAGCUUGGAGCAGUCAGUGGUGCUUGGUGGCGGGACCAAAUCGCAGCUGAGGUGUCCGCCCUGGAGGAGGUACCACCAGACCACACCUACUGUUUGCAGUGAUGCUGAGGUUGACUGUGCCCAGCCCUGUAAACCCAAUUGGAUGAUGGCGUGGACGCUGCUUGAUCCCAUCCGAAAACCUCCACAGGCCACUGAGUGAUGCUUUACUAUCCAGAAAAAAGCAUGCAGUCUAUUGGAGCAACCCAUCCACGUCGCUGGUCUUAAAGCAGAAGACACACUACCAGAGACCUCCUGCUUAGUUAACCAUUAGACUGUUACCCUUUUUAGAAAAACAUGCAGAGUCGGAUAAAUGAGGUCAAUCCUGUAUAUU